Notothenia coriiceps (black rockcod) is the source of this 977-nucleotide messenger RNA. Its product is annotated as homeobox-containing protein 1-like. The transcript has 4 exons. Bases 119 to 928 code for a protein of 269 amino acids. Gene Ontology annotation, biological process: positive regulation of DNA-templated transcription. NCBI's taxonomy places the organism in Eukaryota, Metazoa, Chordata, Actinopteri, Perciformes, Nototheniidae. Gene Ontology annotation, cellular component: nucleus. The record is from RefSeq and is a predicted model, not a curated record. Gene Ontology annotation, molecular function: double-stranded telomeric DNA binding.
GAGGGAGUAUUAAUAGGGCUACAUCUGGUUCAUAUUCACUUACAAAACUGCUCUUGUGUUUCCUUCAUAAACGCCAGUGUCAAAUUCGCUCUGAUCCCAUUUCUGUGCAGAAGCCCGGAUGGAGUGCUGCGAGGUGGAGCCGCGCUACACCCUGGAGCAGAUCGACCUCCUGCAGCGCCUGCGUCUCUCCGGCAUGACCAAGCCUCAGAUCCUGCACGCGCUGGAGUCCCUGGAGAGGCUGGACUCGGACCACCGCCCGCCCUCAAACUGUGACUCCCAGCCCACCCCCUCCACCACCACCAACAACAACAACAGCAACAACAACACCACCACCACAGCUGUUCCGGCUCCUUCCUCUUCCUCGUCUUCCGCCUCCUCGCUGUCCCUCGCCUCGGCCACCACGCAGACCUCCGGGCUGGACGGAGCAGCGUUGUCCCCCAGUAACAGCUACGAGGCCUCCCCCCCACCUCUCUACCCCCCCAGUGUGGCGGUGCAACGCUCGUUCAGCUACGACAUGAUGGGCGAGGAGGAGUGGGACCUGGAGGAGAAGGUGGAAGAGUACAUGAGGAGAGACAGCAACCUGGUGAAGGAGGAGAUCAAAACGUUCCUCAACAACCGCAGGAUCUCUCAGGCCAUCGUGGGCCAGGUGACAGGCAUCAGCCAGAGCUACAUCUCCCAGUGGCUGCUGCAGCAGGGCCUGGAGAUGAGCGACUCCAAACGCAGAGCCUUCUACCGCUGGUACCUGCUGGAGAGGAACAACCCAGGGCUGAGGUGGAGUGAAAGCCAGCACAGCGUGAGUCCCAUGUCCAGGACCAGGGGGGGGGACAGAGACGGGACGGUAGCAGGGGCAAGUGGCAGCCUCCCCAACCCCAACACCAACCUCAACCCCAACCCCCCCCCGUGUGGAGCAGGCAGAGAGAGCUGCUGAUGCACCUGCUGCCGUGGUACACUGCUGCUGCCGCCGCCGCCCAAUCACA